Messenger RNA from Opisthorchis viverrini, 1511 nucleotides. RefSeq lists its product as hypothetical. Gene Ontology annotation, molecular function: G protein-coupled receptor activity. Gene Ontology annotation, biological process: G protein-coupled receptor signaling pathway. Gene Ontology annotation, cellular component: membrane. The record is from RefSeq and is a predicted model, not a curated record. NCBI's taxonomy places the organism in Eukaryota, Metazoa, Platyhelminthes, Trematoda, Opisthorchiida, Opisthorchiidae. The coding region runs from base 1 to 1269 and encodes 422 amino acids. The transcript has 2 exons.
AUGGAACCAGUCAAUCGAUCGAUACAAAACCUUUUACCUAUUUCACGCCAGAAUUCCUCAGUACCAGCAACCGAGGCAUGUGUACCUAUCCCAUGGCUUCAAAACGUACAGAACGACUACGGGCACAUUCACGGAUACUUGGCAGUGGUAGUCUGUGUGUUUAACAUCAUUUCAACCACUAUCAAUAUGGUUGUGCUCAAUCAACCGUCAAUGAUUUCCCCUACCAACUUUCUGCUAACGAUGCUUGCACUUAGCGACGGAGCCCUCACAGCGCUCUAUAUUCCGUUUUCUAUUUAUUUUCAAAUUGGUGAUCGGCUUCAGAGCGCCACUUACGGAUGGUCUGUAUUUAUGAUAAUCUAUGUGAAUUUGCAAACACUUCUUCACUCGGCGUCUUGUUAUAUCGUUGUGACCGUGGCAUUCUUCCGUGUAUUGUACGUACGAUGUCUCGUUCGCUGUCAGGAGCUGUGCUCUAUGCAACGUGCACAUUUGGCGGUUGGAAUCACAUUCCUACUCAGUGGGAUACUCACAGUACCCUGCAUGCUUUCUCAUCACAUCGUAAAUGUGGCUGCAAACAACACUAGUGCUUCGGAUUCCUACAUGGUUACCUAUGUCGACAACAAAGCGCUACCCAACAUCAUGUACUGGAAUUCAGCUUUAUUUAUCAAACUCCUUCCACUCAUGUGUCUGGUGGUUUUGAGUCUAAUCAUCAUUGUGACUAUCCAUGGUAAAAAUGCCCAAAUGCGCAAAAUUGUAUCAAGUAAACGGUCGUCCACAAUGCCAAAGGGGUCGUCUAACCCUCCAGAAGACGGGGGUAUGCAUCAAAACAAAGGUGAAGGAAAUCCGCUGAGGAAACACGGUCGUUCGUCUGUGACGCUCAGACAGACUGAUACACCUCCAACAAAUGGCACCCACCUCUUGCGGAAUUCUGCAGCUCAAACGGAACGAGAAAAAUCUGGAUCUCGGAUGACGCGGAUGCUUUUGACUAUCGUAUUUUUGUUUGUUAUGGCGCAUCUGCCACAGGCAAUUCUCCUAUUUUUGAACGGUGUCCUUGGUGCCUGCUUCACGGAGUGUGUCUACCAACCUUUGGGAGAUUUGACGGACCUACUGACUUUGAUGAACAGUGUUGUCAAUUUUAUUCUCUACUGUUCAAUGUCACAACUGUUUAGAACUACGUUUCUAAAAUUGUUUUGCAUGUGGAACCAUCAGCGCAUACACGGAGGUAGCCUACGAACGACUAACUUGAAUUUGCGCCCCACACCUGGGGUGUGAUGAUAAUUCGAGACAAGGUUUCGAAAGCAAAAUUGAUCAAAUGUCUCUGUGAUAUUUUUGCUCGAUUACAAUGUAACUCACCUUCACCAAAACCUUGCUUGAGACAUGUGCAUUUCGAAUCUUGUUGUUCCAUUCUAGGACAGCAUGCGUUUUUGAGUAUGGACGAGAUUUUGUAUUCCUGCAUGUGCGUUUUGUGCCUGCUAUGCUGGUCUCGCAUGAAAAUAUAAAGAAUAUCAGCAACA